UUUCGUUGAGAACGUAAACAGCCCAACGCUCAGCCUCCUUAUCUUCAGGGUUGCAGACGUUCCGCACUGUCCAUGGUAUCACAAUAACAAGCCUCCAUCAGACACAGAAGAGAGCCGCCGAGAAGCGCAUCGCCUUUCAGUUAUGAAGACGAACAAUAAGAAAGCUUCGAGUGUUAAGUGUGUUCAGAGAGAAGUGGACAAUGAAAAGUGAUAACCUCAAACGAUCGUUGGGCUUCUGCAUGGUUUUGUUGGUCCAAUUGUCCCAGUCGUCCGCUCCGAGGAACCCACAGGACUUCCAGUACAAAGUGUCUAUGCUGCUGAGGGCGGAGCCAGCGAACCCCAAGUGUUUUGCGGAGGGACGGAAGGACUUUACCUGUUUUUGGGAGGAAGACGAGGCGACGGCCGGACAUGUGGGCCAGUAUUCCUUCACCUACGCCUACCAGAAAGAGAACAGCAGCCGGUGUCCGCUCAGGACGCACCGCGCGGCAGACGGGAAGAGGCUGUUCAUCUGCCAACUGAACAACACCCAGAUGUUCAUCCAGAUGGACAUCAAGGUGGAGCGAGACAGCGUGACGAUCUACAACCGAAGCCUGCUAGUGGAGCUCGCCUUCCUCCUAGACCCCCCGCGGAACCUGAGUGUGUCCCAGACGGAGCAGCAGGGCCAGCUGCGGGUGUCCUGGGUCCCCCCGGAGGUCAAGUACAUGUCCGACAGCAUGAUGUACGAGGUCAGCUAUGCCCCGGCCAACGGCGGCCUGCCGCAGGUGGAGGAGGUGCAAGCGAGGUCAGAGGUCGUGCUGAGGGGCCUGAGCCCGGGGACAAUCUACGUGGUCCGCGCGCGCGGCAAACUGGAUGGAAUCAGCUACAACGGCUACUGGAGCGCCUGGACCCAGCCUGUCUCCAUGGAGACGCCCCCUGCAGGCUUUGACAUCCUCAUCAUCUUCCUGGUGGCCAUCAUCUCUGUGAUCGUCUUUCUGCUCUCCGUCACCCUCAUCAUGUCUCACCGCAGGUUCAUUAAAAAGAAGAUUUGGCCGGCCAUCCCAAAUCCUGAGAGCAAGUUUCAGGGCCUCUUCACCGUAUACGGAGGAGACUUCAGGGAGUGGCUAGGCCACACCAAUGGCAGUCUGUGGCUGAGGCCAGCCUUUUACUCCUCUGAGGGGUGUCCUUCUCCCCUGGAGGUCCUCUCUGAGCUCAGCCUGUGCUCCCAGCUGCCCACGCCACCUCUUCCCCUAAAGGCCUCCAGAGCCGGGCCCGUAGAGCGACAGGGGGAGGAGAAGUCCUCCAGGAAGGAGGAGGAGGCUUCGGGAGGCAUGGGGGUGUGGCGUGAGCCGCCCCACGACCACUGGCUGAUGGAGCAGCUGCGGGCGUUCAACCGGCUCGCCGUGCCCUCCUCCCAGUCCUCCCUGCUGGAGUCUCAGGACGCCUACGUCACCCUGGACGCCCAGCAGCAGGCCAGCACGGAGGUGGAGGAGCACCUGGACGACAUCAUGGAGGAGAGCUCCCCACUGGAGGUGCUGUUCGCCUCGUCUGAGUCCCACUCCGAUCUGGGCUCCAUGCAGCGGAGCUCCGGAUCGGGCCGCCUCUCCUCCGGCUCCAGCUUGGAGUACCCCAACCAGACCUGGCCCCCCAAGGGCCCCGGGUACACCUGCAUGGCGGUGGCGGACUCCGGGGUCUCCAUGGACUACAGUGCCAUGAGCUCCGGUUGCGUCAACGUCGUCAGAAAGACACGGGUCUACAACGAGUACAAGAACGAGAUCUGGUCUGAGCCGAGACCAGUGCUGACCAGACAGUCGCAGGUAUACAACGGCUGGUGAUCCAAUGGCAAGCCCUAUGACUACCAGCUUACCGGCUGCUGAUCCAACAGAAAGCUCAACGACUACUGGCUUACCGGCUGGUGAUCCCGCUCCUAGCUAUACAACUUCCAGCUUACCGGCUGGUGAUCCCACUGCAAGCCCUACAAUUACCAGAUUACCGGCUGGUGAUCCAACGCCCAGCCCUGAGACUACUGGCUUACUGGCUGGUGAUCCCAGAGCAAUCCCUACGGCUACCAGCUUAACGGCUGAUCCUACGCCAAGCACUACGACUAGCAGCUUACCGGCUGGUGAUUCUACGCCAAGCCCUACGAUGAAUGAAUGAUGAAAAGAAGCUGUGGGAUGUUUAAUACCUGGCAUUUCUUAUUGUGUGUAUGCGUGAUAUGAUUGUCCGGGGAGGUCAAGUUAAUUUGUAAAAAAAAAUGUUUUACUUGAUUUAAAGUAGCAAUACAGUAACAACAUGUAUACUGUUAAACUAUGAUGUAUUUUGAUUUACAGAAUUUUUAUUUUGUAACUUUAUAUUUGGAUAACUAUGAGGAUUACAUAUAUUGACUUAUAUGGUUCCCUCAGGUCUAUAUAUAUAGGAAAUAUCACAAUACCAAUAGGAUUAUUUUCAGUUAAGCACUUUUGAAUUAAAGCAAAAGUAUUCAUGCUAGCACUAUAUAGUUGUUAUUUGCAUGGCAAUGUCUACUUCCAAAUCUUUAUUUGUAUAUAUUGUCAUUUUUGUUUGGUUUAUGAUGGUGAUUUUCCUAAAAUAAGAAUAUUCACGAUAGGUUCACAAUAUUUUUUUUUAACGCCAGGUCUGAUGCUAAAUAAUCACUGCCACUUAUGAUGGCACAAGUCGACAGAUUUAAUAAUGGCUAGUAGUGGCUAAUCACCCUCAGACAUAAGUAAAGGGACCCUUUUAAUGUAAUGCUGAAUAUCAAUGUCUGUGAUUGUUGCCCAGUGUUGCAGUCACACUGUAAAUAAUCUAGUUAUUUUCUUCUGUUAGAUGUGUUCAUGUUAGUUUUGUUACGGUCAAAAAGUCCAAAACAUCACACCCCAUCUCCUUUCCUAACCACUUUCCCUUGAGGGGAAACAUCAUGAGGUCAAGGAGAGUUUUGAAGGCGCAUUCAUAUGGACUCCGGGAAAGACACCCGCAGACAACCCGAAGAUGGACAACUAAAAGUGAAUCUACUUUGCUGCGGUGCUCUUAACAUGUUGUUUCAGUCAGGCUGUAUAAACUUGGACAACCCUAUGGAAAAGGUUACUUCAUUACCAUGGUUGAGAUUUAAACCAAAAAAGUACAUUCAUUCUACACAAAACAUAGUUUUAUAUAAAA
This is a messenger RNA of Gadus macrocephalus (Pacific cod), 3129 nucleotides long. It is a transcript of the gene epor, whose product is annotated as erythropoietin receptor. The record is from RefSeq and is a predicted model, not a curated record. Gene Ontology annotation, cellular component: membrane; external side of plasma membrane. NCBI's taxonomy places the organism in Eukaryota, Metazoa, Chordata, Actinopteri, Gadiformes, Gadidae. Gene Ontology annotation, molecular function: protein binding; cytokine receptor activity. Gene Ontology annotation, biological process: positive regulation of cell population proliferation; cytokine-mediated signaling pathway; hemopoiesis. The transcript has 8 exons. The coding region runs from base 201 to 1811 and encodes 536 amino acids.